This is a messenger RNA of Tricharina praecox, 762 nucleotides long. RefSeq lists its product as uncharacterized. The transcript has 3 exons. The record is from RefSeq and is a predicted model, not a curated record. NCBI's taxonomy places the organism in Eukaryota, Fungi, Ascomycota, Pezizomycetes, Pezizales, Pyronemataceae. The coding region runs from base 1 to 762 and encodes 253 amino acids.
AUGUCGUAUCAUGCUUCGAAUUCAGGACAGGUUUGGAAAGGAAAAUCCCGUUGGAUCCCCCAUCUGGCCAACCCGUUUCACGCUGGCGAAGGUGCGCAGCAGCCGCAGCACACCUCGGCAGACGAAGGGGCCUAUCACAGUGAUUUCGACGGCAACUUUGGGCCAGCCGUCUACAACAUGCCACCACUUCGGAGCUUGUAUACCAGCGGACAAACCGGAGAACCCUCGUCAAGCCGGAGGAUGCCCGCGUACGGGGAGCAUAUAGGGCCCGCCGGGAUUGAAGGUUUCCAGCAGUCCUCAUUGGCGUUCAGACAAGGAAUGCACGGAAAGAAGCAUUACCCACGUAUCCACUUUUUCGGUCUGAACUUCAACCACCUCCCACCGCUCGUAACGGCCCCCUCAUUGCAGAAUCCCGUCGCGCCACCUCUGGCCCUCUCGCUGGGAAUCGACAUCGACUGGUCCAGUGGUAAUCCAGCUGUCACCUUCCACCUUAUCCACAUCGAGCGUCAGAACGGGUUUCCUCCGAAUCGGCAGCAGCUGUUCCUCAAUCUCAGCUGCCCUGAUUCCAAGGGACUCCCGUGUCCGUCGCUCAAGUAUAACCCGCACGACCUCCACUUCCUCGCUCCGUCCUCGCAGAUGAUCUCGCCGCUGCAGAUUGAAGCCCUCGCGAAGCUAGAGGCUGAGGUUUUGGUGGUUCGUACCGGUGCCGUCCUUCCAAACGGAGCGCAGGAGUACCCCACUGCGGACGGUGGGAAGCGUUAG